Messenger RNA from Scaptodrosophila lebanonensis, 1654 nucleotides. It is a transcript of the gene Cyp4d2, whose product is annotated as cytochrome P450 4d2. Bases 16 to 1524 code for a protein of 502 amino acids. The record is from RefSeq and is a predicted model, not a curated record. Gene Ontology annotation, molecular function: monooxygenase activity; iron ion binding; oxidoreductase activity, acting on paired donors, with incorporation or reduction of molecular oxygen. The transcript has 5 exons. Lineage: Eukaryota; Metazoa; Arthropoda; Insecta; Diptera; Drosophilidae.
GUAGAUCGUUGCAAUAUGUUGUUUAUAACAGUGCUUGUCGUUGGCUUCACAUGCUUGCUCCUUUGGGACUACCUGACGCGCAAGCGUCAAAAUGAUAUCCUUCAUUAUAUGCCAGGUCCAAGGGCACUUCCGUUCGUUGGCAAUGCAUUGAUCUAUCGUGGCUUAGAUGCGGAACAGGUUAUGGACUUUUUGUGCUUGAAUCGGAAGAAAUAUGGUAGGAUUUAUCGUGUCUGGGUGCUUCGUCAGUUGGCCAUUUUCUCAUGCGAUCCCCGUGAUCUGGAAAUUGUUUUGAGCAGCGCUCAGCUAAUUACAAAGAACAAUCUGUAUAAGUUGUUGCAUUGUUGGCUGGGUACAGGGCUGCUCAUGAGCACGGGCAAGAAGUGGCAUACGCGACGCAAGAUCAUCACUCCCACGUUCCAUUUUAAGAUUUUGGAGCAGUUCGUGGAGAUAUUUGAGCAGCAGAGUGCAGUGAUGGUGCAGAAAUUGAAGGAGCGUGCCGAUGGUAAAACACCCAUAGAUAUAUUCCCGGUAAUAUGUUUGACCGCAUUGGAUAUCAUAGCUGAAACCGCCAUGGGCACAAAAAUCAAUGCACAAAUGAAUCCUGAUUUACCGUACGUUAAAGCUGUCAGAGAAGUCACCGACAUUAUGACUAAGCGUUUCAUCAACGUUUGGCAACGGGUCGAUUUGCUCCAUAGGCUUUUUAAGCCGGAUCAAGCCAAGCGUCAGGAUGGGGCAAUUAGAACGAUGCAUGAAUUCACGGAGAACAUAAUCGAACAGCGCCGUCAGACUUUGGUGGAGGGUAAGACUAUCGACCAGGACACAGAUAUCGAUGAUUUGGGCCAAAAGCGUAGAAUGGCCUUGCUGGAUGUGUUGCUUCAAUCGACAGUUGAUGGCGCACCGUUAAGCAAUUAUGAUAUACGCGAAGAGGUUGACACCUUUAUGUUUGAAGGCCAUGAUACUACCACUAGCGCUAUUUCGUUUUGCCUGUACGAGAUUUCCAGGCAUCCACACGUCCAGCAGCAACUGGUGCAAGAAAUUAACGAAUUGGUGGGCACUGAGAACAAGGAUCGAGGCUUGACAUUGCGUGAUUACGGCGAACUAAACUUUCUUCAGUGUGUGAUAAAAGAGUCGCUAAGGUUGCAUCCUCCAGUUCCUCUGAUUGGCCGCCAUUUUGACGAGGACGUGGAAAUACGUGGCAAGCGAAUUCCCGCCGGCAGCAACUAUACCGUUGGCAUCUACGUCUUGCUCCGUGAUCCAGAGUAUUUUGAAGACCCCGACAGCUUCAAGCCUGAGCGUUUCCUUGACGAAUCGAAAACGCAUCCUUAUGCCUACAUUCCUUUCUCAGCGGGCCCGCGCAACUGCAUCGGGCAAAAGUUUGCCAUGCUGGAGAUGAAGAGCACCAUUAGCCAUUUGCUGCGCCACUUCGAGCUGUUGCCUCUAGGCCCGGCUGUUCGGCCCCAAAUUAACCUUGUUCUCCGUUCAGCCAAUGGAGUACAUUUGGGCCUGAAGUUGCGUGCUCCGUAGAUAAGUUAAGGGCUUCAUUCGUCUAUCCCGUGGCUGUCUAUAAAAACAUGUGUGUUUAACUUAAUUGUGUUGCAUGUAGAUAAAUGCAUGCCUCUGUUAAUGCUUGGGUUGAUUGGUAAUGCAAACUUAA